AUGGGGGCGCCGCCGCCCAACGCCAGCCUCGGCCUCACCGCCAGCCCCGGCGCGGCGGCGGGGCCCGGGGACCGCGGCUGCGAGAACGGCGCCCUCAUGGACAGAUUCGGCAUCUUCCUGCAGGGGCUCCUGGGCGUCGUGGCCUUCAGCACCCUCAUGCUAAAGCGCUUCAGAGAACCAAAGCACGAAAGACGUCCCUGGAGGAUAUGGUUUUUAGAUACUUCCAAGCAAGCCAUAGGGAUGUUGUUCAUCCACUUUGCAAAUGUCUAUUUAUCAGACCUUACAGAAGAAGACCCCUGUUCACUGUACCUUAUCAACUUCUUGCUGGAUGCCACCUUAGGAAUGCUGCUGAUCUACAUCGGGAUCCGAGCCGUCAGCAGCCUCGUGGAGUGGCAGCAGUGGGAGUCCCUUCGCUUCGGGGAAUAUGGUGACCCCCUGCAGUGCAGUGCUUGGGUGGGCCAGUGUGCUCUGUACAUAAUGAUUAUGACAUUUGAGAAAACCAUCAUCAUCAUAGUGCUGCUUAUACCUCAGUGGAAAGAGGUGGCUUUAUUGAAUCCCAUAGAGAACCCCCAGCUGGAGCUGGCCAUCGUCAUGCUGAUAGUUCCCUUCUUUGUUAAUGCAUUGAUGUUCUGGGUAGUAGAUAAUUUUCUUAUGAAGAAAGGGAAGACAAAAGCUAAACUUGAAGAAAAGGAAGCAGGACAAGAUUCAAGAAAUGGAAGUAAAGUCCGGUACAGGAGAGCAGCGUCACAUGAAGAGUCAGAGUCAGAAAUCCUGAUUUCAGCCGACGACGAGAUGGAGGAGUCGGACGCCGAGGAGGAUCUGCGCAGACUGACCAGCUUGAAGCCCAUUAAGAAGAAGAAGCACCGCUUUGGUCUGCCCGUAUGACACAGCCCCUGGCCUGUGUGAUUGCAGGUUUCGUGGCAAAAAGAACUUUGUCAGUGGGGUUUAAUGUUGCAAUUGCAUCUCCGUUUGCAUACAAACUGACUCAAAAAGCAAGGUCUCCCAACAGAAGGCGAGCGGUUGGAAGACUUCCAGCUCAGUUGCACUACAGACACACUGACCAAUUAUGCAAGAAUGUCUUCUCAUCACGUGUGAAAAACUGCAGAGGUGUUAAGGAUGAGUCACUAAGGAGUUUUGUGUCAGAGAAGAUCAGAGAGAACAGAUCAGAAUCUUUCACUUUUGGUUACUGAUGAGACAGUGUAAGAAGUUCUCAAAAAGGCAUCAGAGUUGACUAAGUUAAAGGAGUGUGUUUUAUUACUAAAACUGGCUUUUGCAGCAUAAUUCCUAGAGCAGAAUAGUUUAUGGUUACAAGCUGUAACUUAACAUUAUUUUUUUAAGUACAAAUGUUUACUUGCUACCGGGUACCUAUGGAACUAAUAGGUGGAACAAAGAUUUUUUUCCAAGUCUCCUCAAAUCUAUUUGACUAUUUUAUAUUUAAGUUAUAUUUUCAUACAGUUGUAUUUAAAGAUUCUCUUUGUCAGAGAAAAGGGUGCAGUUCCCUUUUUUUGUGCAGAACAGGUCAAAAUAUUUGUAGUGAAAAUCUUAUUUAUCCUUAUGUCCUGGUUUAAGACAAAGGGAUUGCAAAGGGAAGAGCUCUCUGUCACUGCUGAAGUCACCAAAUAUCACUAAAAAUGCAGUCCUAUGUGUGCUUUCGACCACAUAAUUCGAAAAUACCUUUUUUAAUAUGAGGUGGUGUUUGCAUAUUUGACAAAUGUGCACUUUAGUGUAUGACAAAAAUCCGUUGUGAUGGUUAUUUGUGAAAUGAGUAUCUGUGGAUGACUCAUUAUUUCUGUUCCUGCAAGUCUCUUGUGCAUACCUCUCAAAUGACCCAAAAGAGAUGGAACACUUCUGACACUUUUCCUUUUGUAGGGCCUGCGGUACAGGGCCGUGAUCUGACUGAAGCAGUUGUGCUACAAUAUUGCAAAAAAUAAUUCUGUCCCUUGUUUUUUUGUUGGAAAAACAAUCCUCUAUUUAAUGUGCUUAACAGCAACAACAAAAAAAUUUCUCCUGUUUCAUUUCUAUAAAGUCUCAUUAUUCUUUAGCAGUUAAAAAAACAAACAACCCAAGGGGUACAGUGCAGUUGUUACUACAGAAUUUCUGUGAUUUUCAGUGUCUCUCUUCUGGUAAUUGACAACACAUGCUCAUCUGAAACCUA
Molecule: messenger RNA, 2155 nt
Organism: Pipra filicauda (Wire-tailed manakin)
Lineage: Eukaryota; Metazoa; Chordata; Aves; Passeriformes; Pipridae
Product: store-operated calcium entry regulator STIMATE
Exons: 8
Coding region: 1-885 (294 amino acids)
Biological process (GO): activation of store-operated calcium channel activity
Cellular component (GO): membrane; cortical endoplasmic reticulum
Molecular function (GO): calcium channel regulator activity
Source: RefSeq, a predicted model, not a curated record